Messenger RNA from Spinacia oleracea (spinach), 354 nucleotides. RefSeq names its product protein PELPK2-like. The record is from RefSeq and is a predicted model, not a curated record. The coding region runs from base 1 to 354 and encodes 117 amino acids. NCBI's taxonomy places the organism in Eukaryota, Viridiplantae, Streptophyta, Magnoliopsida, Caryophyllales, Amaranthaceae. The transcript has a single exon.
AUGGCUUACACAGCUCAUCAGUUUUUCUCCAUUGUCAUACCAGCAUUAUUACUCAUAACCUUAUUAUCCCCUAUCAACAACAUCAAGAUUCAUGCAGAUGCUCGGCUUUUAGCCGAGGAGGUAUCAGACCUUCCACUUCCACAGCCUGAGCUGCCUGCAUUCACUGGUGUAGAAUUGCCACCAUUACCUGAUCUUUCAUCUCUGCAUCUACCAGCAAUCCCCAGCUUGCCUGAAUUCUUCAGGAAUCUCAAUCUGCCACAGCUUUCUAAUCCAACUUUCACUGCAUUUCCGGGUACUCCUCAAGAAAUUCCAACCCCUUCCUUCAAUGGAGCUCAAUCAACCACAAACCCUUAA